AUGCAUAUCGAAGGCACGGUUGUUACUCUCAGGGAUGCGGAAAAUUCAGCGGCCAGCGUCGAUAGGCUUCCACUGGAGUUGCUGGCGUACAUCUUCCAAGUCUUACAGCUCUUGCUGGGCUGGCCCCAAUUGCCUGGCCGCUCCGGUACCACACCCAAAGCAGCAGCAACAUGGAUUCGCGUUACGUGGGUGUGCCGCUACUGGCGUUGCGUUGCUCUCGAUUGUCCUACACUGUGGGCGUCGAUUGUCGACUCUGGCUGGUGGAAGAACACGACCUGGCUCACCACAUUCCUGGAACGUUCCGGAGAGACGCCUCUACAAGUAAAGCUUGAUGAUAAGGAUGCGGACCUCGAGGCCGCAGUCAUUGCGAUCCGACCUCUGAUUCAUAGAGUCCGUCGACUAGAGCUGUGGACGUUUGACCAGCCACCCUCCUCGGUACUAGCCCAGUUUCCCGGCCGAUUCGAUGUCCUGAAGGAAGCCCAGCUAUUCUGUUGCUACUACGACCGUUUGUCAGGCAGUCGCCCCGUUGACGACGAGCUCUGCCUCUCUCCAAGUCACUUCCCUUCCUUGCGCUCCUUGACUCUCAGAGAUGCUCAUCCAGCAUGGGAAACCUUCUCGUUGACAAACCUGGAGGUAGUAAUCCAGUUGAGCGCCACCGAGACAGGUCCCUCCGUCGCCGCAACCCUACGUCUCAUGAAAAAUUCUCCUCAUUUACGGAUCUUCAAAACCAGCUACACAGAACUAGCACCCAGUCUUGAGCCUCCGCAUGACGCGUACGGUACGAUAUUACUCGCACGCCUCGAAGCGCUGGAACUCGUAGGGUCCCCUCGCGAAGUCAUAUACGUGCUCGACAGGAUCAUCGUUCCCUCCACAUGUACUGUCAAUGUCAAGUAUAUCGGUGACCGACAUUCCGGCUUCCUCAGUCCCAUCAGGUCAAUAUAUCCCUAUCAGCUGGCCUUCCAGAAUCUGAUUCCCCAUUACACCGCCCUCUAUCUUCAUUUUGCCAAUCACCGUAUCGGUCUGUACGGUAUGCUUGACGACGGGGACCGCUGGACGCACCUUGAAAUCUCCGGCGAGCCUCUCACUAUCGGAACCAUCGUCACCGAGGACACUUGGACGACCUUGCUUGGCGCAUUUGCAAGUUCGCCGCUGACAUGUAUCAGGAUAUACUGCUAUCUGGACUGGAACAUCUCUUACCCCAUGUGGAUUGCGCUCUUUGAGCGCUUUCCCCUCCAUACCCUCCAGGCCAGCUUCCGAUAUGCGCCCUCAAGCGGGCUCCCGAGCCUCCGAAACCUCUUUGAUGCCCUACGAGCCCCGUGCUCGAGUACAGUCCGCCUUCUUGAGCUCCACUACCUCGACAUCGACGCGGCGCUGACAGACGCUAUCAUCGACCUGCUCGAGCGCCGAGUGGCGACGAACAUGCCAUUGGACGCACUUAGGUUUUGUGGGUGCUACGUUGAGGAACCAUUGGAUCCGCAAGAAUUCAAGAGACGAUUGGCGCACUAUGUGACCGCUAUGUUCGAGCGCCACCCAUGGAUCUUCUCGUAA
Dichomitus squalens LYAD-421 SS1 is the source of this 1548-nucleotide messenger RNA. RefSeq lists its product as uncharacterized. The record is from RefSeq and is a predicted model, not a curated record. NCBI's taxonomy places the organism in Eukaryota, Fungi, Basidiomycota, Agaricomycetes, Polyporales, Polyporaceae. The transcript is spliced from 3 exons. Bases 1 to 1548 code for a protein of 515 amino acids.